CCGAUUUUUGAAUUCUUCCCAAGUUCCACGUAUCUUUCUCUCUUUAUCCACGACAUGCAGUUCUUCUUUUUCAUUGUCGCCCUACUUUUCAGUGUCGCUGCAUUGGCAGCAGAACCCCCGAAAGAACUUGUCAUUGAGACAACUCACACUCCUGCCGAUUGUACUGUAAAAGCGCAGAAGGGAGACAAGAUUGAAGUUCACUACACAGGAACACUGUUCUCUAAUGGCAACAAGUUUGACUCUAGUCUCGACCGUGACGCCCCACUUCCUCUAACACUUGGUGUCGGUCAAGUGAUCAAAGGCUGGGAUGAGGGGCUCGUUGGAAUGUGCGUGGGGGAGAAGAGGAAGUUGACCAUUCCUUCCGACAUGGCAUAUGGGACUCGUGGGUUCUCAAAUCUCAUCCCUGCCAACUCUGCUCUCGUGUUCACCACCGAACUCGUCAAACUCAACGGCAAAACAGCAAGCCAUGACGAGCUAUAGGCAGUGAAAACGUACUUGUAAUUCUACUAGGACAAGAUUUAACACUGAGAAUAUUUGUGGAGCUGAUUGACGUAACCCGACUCCUCGUAAGCCUUCGCGCCUUUACCCCAUUUCCCUGCACGUUUUCCCCAAUCGUCACGCACGCCCCAUACGUGGUGGUCGUAUAAUAUGGGAGGAGGUUUUAAGUCUCGAGGAACCUGGGAAUCUUGAGGUGCUUCUCUAUGGUAGUUUGCCACAUUUGUUAUAUCCGUGCGUGUAGGUUGUACCCUCGUUUGUUCCCAUUGUCGUGAAUCAAGGGGGAGAGGUGACCAUUCUUCAUCUCUGUUAUAACCACUACUCGUCAUUUCAAGUAAUCGAGACAAUGCACGCUUGAACGCAAACUGCUCGUCUUUGCCUUCGAAGUUCAUCAGUACAAGCGACAAAUAGUCUUCUAAAACGCACUCGCCAGAAAAUAUAGACAAAGUAUCCAACGGCAUGAUUCUUUCCGGACGUGCCUCUCUCAUCUCCGGUGAAUUGUACGACGACACGUUUGGACGAUAAGUGUCCCUCGUCUCUGCAACUGUCUCAGCCAUCAUAAUAUCAUCGUGUAUCUGGUACUGGGCAUCAAGAGGGGCGUCAGGAAAGAAAAUAUUCUCCGGGGUGGUCUGGGCGAGAACGAUGAUCCUGCAGCGGGCCUCGUACAUGGCGUCGAUAAGGGAAAUGAGGCGUCGUGCUUUGUCUUUGGCGGAUAAUUUAAGGAUAGGAACACCUUGAAUGAUAAUGGUGCGAAAUGUCGAUGCAAUGGUGAUAUAGUCUGCCGG
This is a messenger RNA of Marasmius oreades (fairy-ring Marasmius), 1280 nucleotides long. RefSeq lists its product as uncharacterized. NCBI's taxonomy places the organism in Eukaryota, Fungi, Basidiomycota, Agaricomycetes, Agaricales, Marasmiaceae. Bases 55 to 480 code for a protein of 141 amino acids. The record is from RefSeq and is a predicted model, not a curated record. The transcript has 6 exons. Gene Ontology annotation, molecular function: peptidyl-prolyl cis-trans isomerase activity. Gene Ontology annotation, biological process: protein peptidyl-prolyl isomerization.